Melitaea cinxia (Glanville fritillary) is the source of this 2513-nucleotide messenger RNA. It is a transcript of the gene Vap33, whose product is annotated as vesicle-associated membrane protein-associated protein B. The transcript has 7 exons. Gene Ontology annotation, biological process: endoplasmic reticulum membrane organization. The record is from RefSeq and is a predicted model, not a curated record. Gene Ontology annotation, cellular component: endoplasmic reticulum membrane; plasma membrane. Gene Ontology annotation, molecular function: FFAT motif binding. The coding region runs from base 13 to 879 and encodes 288 amino acids. Lineage: Eukaryota; Metazoa; Arthropoda; Insecta; Lepidoptera; Nymphalidae.
GAAAGAGAACGCAUGCGCAAUGCGCAUUUCGGUUUCGGAUUCGUCAUUCAUUUUUAUGGUGGACGACGUCUCCAUAAUCUUUACAUUUGGCUGUUAAUUUUGCUUACGAAAUACAAGAUGCCGAACCAAGUGUUAUCGAUAGAGCCGCAAAAUGAACUUAAGUUCAAAGUUGAUUUUUCAGGCUUAUUUGAGCUGGGCUACACAACUUACAUGAGGUUGACAAAUCCCUCGGAACAUACUGUCUUGUUCAAGAUUAAAACCACAGCCCCUAAGAAGUAUUGUGUUCGUCCCAACUCUGGUGUGCUGGAGCCUAAUUCCAAAGUAGAUAUAGCAAUUACUCCACAACCAGUCCAUGUGGACCCCAAUGAAAAACAUAAACAUAAGUUUAUGGUGCAAAGUGUGAUUGCACCAGAGGGAAAGACUAACAUAGAUCAAGUGUGGAAGGAAAUAAGCCCUGAUCAGCUUAUGGACUACAAGUUGAAAUGUGUGUUUGAGACACCUCGAGGUGCCAAUCUUAAUGAUGCUGGAGACAAUGUCGCCCAAAAUGAAAUCAAUAAGAAGAGGGUUGCUGUAACCACUGCCGAAGAUACUAAAUCACUAACGAAGACUACUUUUCCAAAAUCAGAAAACCUCGAAAGCGAUUUGCAAAAGGCGACGAAUGAAGUCAUUCAUUUGAGAGAGGAGGAAAGCAAAUUACGACAUGAAAAUCUGCGAUUAAAAGAGGAACUGCUUCGCUUGCACCAGUCAGGUGGAGAGGCGCGCGCGCGGCCCCACUCGUACGGGCCCGAGAAGACCGAGCAGGUCUCGCUCAUGCCGUGGAUUGCCACAGCUAUCGCCAUGGCUUUGCUCGGCAUCGUCAUCGGCAAGUUCCUCAUGUGAAUCACCAACGCCACAACACUCCCCAACCCUCACACAAGGCAGCUUAACGUUUUUCUUACUAGCGACUUCUCCUUGUCCGUACCCGUAUAGUCUCCGUAGGUAUUAAACGAACUUACUGCCUUCCUAAGUUUCUUGUCAAGUGACGGAUUGUUUGGAGCUUUUGGUGACAAUUAAUUUAUAGUUAAGUUCGUUUUUAUUUUAUUUUUUCGUUUAACACGAUUAUUAUUUUAUUUUAUGUUUUCGUUGCUUUUUAAGUUGUUUCAAUGCAAUUACAUUUGCAAGUCCUUUUUUAUUGUAUUCAAUUGUAAAUUUUUCUUAUAAAUAAGAUUCGUGAUGUAAACAUGAACAGUCCAUUACAAUAGAAAUUGUGCAAGUGUGAGUGGUACGUUUUAUUGUUAUUAAAGAGCCGUAUAUAUUUUUUUUUAAUUCAAAUUAAACAAUUUUUUUAUAAUAAUACACUUCUUAUAUAGUGUUAUUCAAAACCAAAAUUAAAUAUAUACAUUAAAAGUAUGCUACAGUCGAACCUCGAUAAAUGAAAACUCAAGGGAAUAGUCUAAAACCAAGUUAUAUCUUACAGAGCUUUAGUAGAUUUCUGUCAAAUUUAGAGGUCUUUGAAACCAUGCAAAUGUUUGCAAUUACGAACAAAAUACAAAAUUUACUUUAAAAAAUCCAUUUAAUUCUAUUGCGUUUCUGUUUUAUCUUUUGCAUAAUAUGGUUUUUUUGAGCACGAAAAAUUUUGUCGAUUUUAUAAUUCAAUCAAUUUGGUAAGUUAUUCGAAAUAUAAGAAUUAGUAUGCUUAACUUUCUAUUACAGAGGUACAGUCAAACAGAAGUUUUAUUUACAAACAUUCAUGAGUAAAAAAUCACUUGUUUAUACAGGAUCAUGUUUCACUUAUUGGGGUUUUAAAGAGCUAAAAUGAUGGGACCUGGAAAAUCACGAUCACGAUUUUGUCUGUAACAUCCCAGCAGAGGGCUUUGUUCUCUGUGUUCUCCACAAUAUGACAAAUAUAAGCAUAUGCUUCAAAGUAUUCAAAAUAAAUUCUGUAAGCUACUCAAAUAUAAGUUUAAGACAUCUCCACCUAGAACAUUAAUAGCUCUUGAAGCUCGACAUGAACACCCAGAUAUCAUUUUUCUGUAUAAGAUUUUAAACAACCAAAUUUAAUCACCAUAUUUAUUAAAUGAAAUAUCCUUCAAUUGUCCUAUAUAUAAUCCGCGAUCAAACCGAACUUAUACAUUUGCUUUUCCAUUCUGCAGAACCAAUUAUGCUUUAAAUCGAUUUGUCGUUAGGGCAUGUAGACUGUAUAAUAAUAAUUAUAAUAUGCUAGACAUUUUUCAUUUAAAUUUAAAACCUGAUAUAUUUAAAACUGUCAUCAAGCAAUUAAAAUAAACUGUGAUUGUCACAACAUACUGUUACUGUAAUUCUUGUAUCGUAUAUAUUGUGUUCAAAAAAAAAAAAAUUAAAUUUGUAAUGUUUGUACAAUUUUACAGUUUGCCCAAUUAAUUUUUGUCAGAAGUAAUAAGUGAAAACUUAAUUGGCUUAUAUGAAUUUUCUAGUUUGUAAGAAUCAUAUGUGUAAUUACAAGCUGUAUGUUUUCUUCAUAAAAAAAAUAAAUACAAAUAAAAUGUUGGAGAAAG